AUGGCGGCUGUGGGGCGAGUCAGCUCCUUCGGCUCUUCUCCGCCGGGAUUAGCCUCGACUUACACGGGCGGCUCCUUGGCCAGCGAGCUGAUCUCGGGCAACGGCGGCGCUGCCGCCGGCGACGACGAGGACGGGCAGAACCUUUGGUCCUGCAUCCUCAGCGAGGUCUCCACCCGCUCGCGAUCCAAGCUCCCCGCGGGGAAGAACGUCCUGCUGUUGGGUGAAGAUGGAGCUGGAAAAACAAGCUUAAUAAGAAAAAUUCAGGGAAUAGAGGAGUACAAGAAAGGAAGAGGAUUGGAAUAUUUGUACUUAAAUGUUCACGAUGAAGACAGGGAUGAUCAAACAAGAUGUAAUGUGUGGAUCUUAGAUGGAGAUCUGUAUCACAAGGGCCUCCUUAAAUUUUCAUUGGAUGCCAUUUCCCUGAAUGACACUCUGAUUAUGCUGGUUGUUGAUAUGUCAAAGCCUUGGACUGCUUUGGAUUCUUUACAGAAAUGGGCAAGUGUUGUUAGAGAACAUAUAGACAAAUUGAAAAUUCCUCCUGAAGAAAUGAAAGAAAUGGAACAAAAGUUGAUUAGAGACUUUCAAGAAUAUGUAGAGCCAGGAGAAGAUUUCCCAGCCUCUCCUCAGAGAAGAAAUACCAUGUCACAGGAAGACAAAGACGACAGUGUGGUUUUACCCCUGGGUGCGGAUACACUUACACACAACCUGGGCAUUCCAGUACUAGUAGUUUGCACAAAGUGUGAUGCCAUUAGUGUAUUGGAGAAAGAACAUGACUACAAAGAUGAACAUUUUGAUUUUAUUCAGUCACAUAUCCGGAAGUUUUGUUUACAGUAUGGUGCAGCACUUAUUUACACGUCAGUAAAAGAAAACAAAAAUAUAGAUUUAGUAUAUAAAUACAUCGUCCAGAAACUAUAUGGAUUUCCGUAUAAGAUUCCUGCUGUGGUGGUGGAAAAAGAUGCAGUAUUUAUUCCAGCGGGGUGGGAUAAUGAUAAGAAAAUAGGAAUAUUACAUGAAAAUUUUCAAACACUAAAAGCAGAAGAUAAUUUUGAAGACAUUAUAACUAAACCACCUGUUCGGAAGUUUGUGCAUGAGAAGGAAAUUAUGGCAGAAGAUGACCAAGUAUUUCUUAUGAAGCUACAGACCCUUUUAGCAAAGCAACCACCAACUGCAGCUGGGCGGCCUGUGGAUUCUUCACCAAGAGUUCCAGGAGGCUCCCCUCGAACACCAAACAGAUCAGUGUCAUCCAAUGUUGCUAGCGUGUCACCCAUCCCUGCUGGGUCAAAAAAAAUUGAUCCAAACAUGAAAGCUGGAGCUACAAGUGAAGGUGUCCUGGCAAAUUUCUUCAAUAGUUUGCUGAGUAAAAAGACUGGUUCUCCGGGAGGCCCCAAUGUUGGUGGUGGCAGCCCUGGAGCUGGGGCUGGAGGUGGAAGCAGUGGUUUACCACCAUCUGCCAAAAAGUCAGGCCAGAAGCCUGUCCUAUCAGAUGUUCAUGCGGAACUAGACAGAAUUACACGAAAACCAGUCACAGUUUCUCCUACAUCACCAACAUCUCCUACGGAAGGAGAAGCUUCUUGA
This is a messenger RNA of Pipistrellus nathusii (Nathusius's pipistrelle), 1575 nucleotides long. Lineage: Eukaryota; Metazoa; Chordata; Mammalia; Chiroptera; Vespertilionidae. The record is from the annotation of a GenBank genome assembly.